UGAACAUCCUAUAAUAGGGGGGUUCCGAUGAGGACAUCGGUGUAGAGUGUAGGCGUUUGUGGGGGACAUGAGAUUGAUCACAUUAUAAUCAACUUUCUCAGUUUUCAUCAUGGAGUGCAGGAGGCUCCUUUGGUGCUUCUCCUUUCUUGUUAUUGGUGCCAGUUCUUCUGCCAUUCAGACGUUAUUUAACACUGAAGAUCUUAAAAACAUUGAGUUUGGACACGAGUAUCCUCGCCAUGGUCUUCUGCUGCUGCACUGGUUUGCUGGCCAUGUCUUCAUCAGUGAAACCGAAGACAUCCAGCUUGAUUUUAACCCAGAGCGACGGGACUACGGCUUCCGGUACUAUAAACCCCCACAAAACGUCCAGAACAUGGCUCUCCCACAGUUGGACACCUCCUUGGACAGAGUGUACUACUCUAUGGGAAGUCUCGGUUCAGAGGACAUCCGAACCCAGCUGCCUCCGUACGUAACCCAAGAAUUUUACAACUCCAAUGACAAUCCCCGGAACGAUGUAGACCGUAUUGUUGUCCGAGUUCACAAGAGCAACCCAACGAUUGCUGACAAAGUGUACGUUACAGAAUCGGUGAAAGGAGGCGCUGGCAGGUUUGACCUAAAUAAAACCUAUGAGAUCAGUUCAAAGCUUCUAAAGCAGGUUCAAAUCCUGCAGAAGCCAAUUGAUGUUCUACAAGCCCUUGCAUCAGGUAUGUUUGGUCAACUGGACUCAAAUGCAACACUGUCAGAUGAUCCCAGACUCAAACUUUCCAAAGAGGAGCUCUUGAACCACCUGAAACACAAUGAAAAACGUCUCAAGACCAUUUUUGAGCAACCCGGUGUGAGGUGGCUUCUAAGUCUGGCAGGAUACGAUAUAGAUGGCAGGUAUGAAAUCCAUAAGCAAAUCUGGCUCUGCUCAACGGACGAAUCAGACAGACCUGGAGAACCUUCUAGUGAUCCUAAGACGAUGUGCGAUGGACAGAACCCAGUGAAAAUAGAGGUGAAAUCCACAUCAGAUGGGUACGCCAAGUUAAUAUGGAGUGGUAUUCCCAAGAACAUUUUACAACAGGAAGCUUCUAUUGUCCUUUUUAGUAGCGACACAGCUAGCGUCCUUGAGACCUUUGAAAUUCUUUCUGGAAGAGAAUCAGGAUCCACAGGCACCUUUGUGGCACUGAGUAAUGGGCUUCAUCCACGUCUUAUUACCUACAGUUUUGGAACAGGACACGGCUUCAUCGGACUACAUUAUUCGGUCAUUUGGAGAGGGAUGCAGUUUGACGCCGCUAACAGGGUCAUUCCCACUGAAAUUAGCGGCUACAACGCAAGCCUCCAGCUCUACACCGUUCAAGGCUACGCAUGCGCUCGCCUCUACAUCAAGAAGUCCUUCACAGAUUGGAAAGAUGUGUUCCAGAACUCAUGGGUUGGAUUCUACACCAGCGAGAAAGAUGCUGUCAAAAAUUAUCAGUACUAUCAGUGGGUCACUAAAUUCGAGGAGGCCGAUGAUGAAGACGAAACCAAAGAGUAUCUCAUCUAUCAGUACCAGUCAUCUAUGAGCAUUGGUCCUGGAGUUCAAGCUCGUUUUCUGUUCUCUCGAGGGACUCCUGGGUAUUUUAGCAGGUGGUAUUCACCCACUGUGAAAGCCCGCACUGUUCCUUGGGAAAAAAAGUGAAAGCUAAACAAGAAACAAGUGAGGUGUAUGUUAUCAUGGAAGGUAUAAUUAUUUCCAAUCUAAUCUGUGAAUCCUAUAAUUCUUGUUUUGAAAUACUUACUAUUCUACCCAGGUGCCAUUUUGGAGGUGUGAUGUUUCUUUCUGUUGGCCUUAGUGGGGACCUGUGCAGUGUCUAGGCUUUGCCCCUCACCUGAGGACCAUCAUGACUAGACACAGCUGCAGCUCACUCAAAGUACUAAUCACUGGCGGAUCAAGGGGCGGGGCCACAGAGGCAUUGGCCUGUCCUGUCACUCAUCUGUCCUUUGCCUGAGAGCAGUAAUCGGAUUAUAAGUGGAUGCAAUUCCAUACCCAAACACUAGUGUUGCUAAAGUCUCAAAUAGGAGUGUCAUGCAUGAUUAAAGCUCAUGUUGGAGUGAUUAUUUUGAUGUUUCGAACUGUGAAAUUAAUUUGUGAAAAAGUAAAAAGGAUUUUAAAAAAUGAAUAAAAUGCUAGAUUUUCUCACAUGCUGUGUGUAUUAGAGAGUAUUUUGCCUAUGUACAUGUACAAUUUGUAAAAAGAUUAAUAUUGGUAAGGAGUUAAUUGUGUGCCAAACGUUUUACACAAAAAUAUAAAAAAAAAACAAUCAAAAGUAUUGCAGAUUAUUUACAUGUAGAAGCAAAAUCCACCAAAAUCCACAGAAUAAUACACAAAAAUCAUUUUCAAAUAACUGCAAAGAAUAAUAAUAUUAAGUAAUUAAAUAUUAAUAUUAUUUAAUGAAGAAUAUUAAGAUUCUUAAUUAAAUAAUAUUAAGAAUCUUUUAUCUAAAAUUUAAAUACAUUAGAUAUAUUUUUUGCUAUAUUUGCACUUUUUUCUUUUGAUUCUUAAAAUUUUGAUUGCAGAUUUUAUUGUUUUGUGUAAAACUUUUGUUUUUAAUAACAAUAAAAAGGGUUUGAACAUGCUGUGACUGGUGAAAUAAUACCCGGCCCCUCUACGGAUUUUUUGGCCCCUUUAUGCCCCUUACUCAAAAUCUUAGAUCCACCACUGGAACUCAUAAGGACUCUUUUUAAGCAGCUCACUGUGUCUUGUUUUAUAUGUACCUAUCCUAAUUUCUGCCUUGUUUUUGGAUAUGGUUAUGAAUUUGCCUGUGUUAUUCCUGCCUGCCUGUUUCCUAAUCUCUGCCCAUCACGUUUGUUAAUUCCAUUAAAUAAAGUCCCUUUACACACACA
Molecule: messenger RNA, 2862 nt
Organism: Astyanax mexicanus (Mexican tetra)
Lineage: Eukaryota; Metazoa; Chordata; Actinopteri; Characiformes; Acestrorhamphidae
Exons: 2
Coding region: 110-1657 (515 amino acids)
Source: RefSeq, a predicted model, not a curated record